Molecule: messenger RNA, 1044 nt
Organism: Gregarina niphandrodes
Lineage: Eukaryota; Apicomplexa; Conoidasida; Eugregarinorida; Gregarinidae
Exons: 2
Coding region: 1-1044 (347 amino acids)
Source: RefSeq, a predicted model, not a curated record
AUGGGGUUGCUCGGAAUCGAACCCGUGACCCUCGAUGCCGUUGGUACCGCUCCCUUGUUUACGACCACGCUUAGGUCUCUUAACUACGGACUGAAGAAAAGGGCCCAACAACUAGAUACUGAGCCGACGGGGAAGAGCCCACCCGUUCAAGACAAGCUCACGUGUUCAAUUGGCGAUGAACGUACUGCAGGCGAAACUGAAGGCGCGCUAGGCUCAGUGAAUGAGGCACGAGAUGCGGAGAACAAAGAGAACGAAGCCGACAAAGGGAACCUGAACGACUCCAAAGAUGAUGACUCCAAAGAUGAUGACAACGAAGAUGAUGACAACGAAGAUGCCUGUCAAAAGGAAAAGGAAGAACGGGACAAGGACGAAGAUGAAAUGAGUGGUAAGACGCAAGAUGUGAAGGGCAACGAUGACGGUGCAGUACAGAAGUGGGCAAGGCCUCCAAUUCUGGUUGUGACCUGCGUCCGGGGCUGGCAGGAUUGGCACAAAUGUUGCAUCUGUCACCAGAACGACCCUUGUCACGAUGGAUCAGGCUGCCAAGAAAUCAAGCUGAUUAAGGAUCCGGUGAUAGGCGCGGUGACUAUUACUGGUGAGUACAGUAUCUAUUGCUGUACCUACGGGACGCUGCACCGUCAGGAGGCGAGGGACGGCAGCAUUUUCGAUGUGCCGUGGGCUGCAGUUGCACUCGAGUACAUUGAUGUGAUUUUCCCGCUUAGUCGUUGGUCCAUAUUAUUGAGCCUGCUCCGUGUGAAAUGUGAGCAGUGGUACACAGUGAACGUGGCAUCAACAGACACAUCUGUCGCGGCAUGGCGUGAUAUCCACGACGCCGCAUCAUGGUUCAAUGGGGUGUUCUCAGCAGAUUUGCUGCAUGUUUUGAGACAUGUCGACGGUUGGCUGAUGAGCGGUGGCGCGGACAUGAAAGGCCUGGCUUCUGCGGUGUCCUCUGACGCCGGCCGUAGCCGACUUUGGUCUAUGUUCGAAAAGUCUUACUGUAUCAUGCAUAUCCUAAGUGGGAUUAUUACUACGAAACUGAUGCCUUAA